Torulaspora delbrueckii is the source of this 1218-nucleotide messenger RNA. RefSeq names its product glycosylphosphatidylinositol-alpha 1,4 mannosyltransferase I (gene GPI14). The transcript has a single exon. The coding region runs from base 1 to 1218 and encodes 405 amino acids. Gene Ontology annotation, molecular function: GPI mannosyltransferase activity; alpha-1,4-mannosyltransferase activity. Gene Ontology annotation, biological process: GPI anchor biosynthetic process. Gene Ontology annotation, cellular component: glycosylphosphatidylinositol-mannosyltransferase I complex; membrane. The record is from RefSeq and is a predicted model, not a curated record. NCBI's taxonomy places the organism in Eukaryota, Fungi, Ascomycota, Saccharomycetes, Saccharomycetales, Saccharomycetaceae.
AUGCUAAAGAAGGCUACACUGUUAAUUCUGGGAUCGCUGGCCAUACGUUUGGGAUUCUUCCUGUAUGGGAUUUACCAGGAUGCCAAUUACAAGGUGAGAUACACUGAUAUUGACUACUAUGUGUUUCAUGAUGCUGCUAGAUACGUGUACGAAUCUUUGCAGAAAGGUACCAUUGGAUCUCCCUAUUGGCGAGAGACUUACCGAUACACCCCUUUACUUAGCUGGCUGCUGGUUCCCAACCAUUAUUUCCUGUGGUUUCAUCUUGGAAAGCUAAUAUUCGUUGCCUUCGAUCUGUUCACUGGAUUGAUCAUCCUAAGUUUGGUGAGAAAAUGCGUGAAGAGCAGGGAAUCAUCACUACCACUGUUUUUAAGCAGCUUAUGGUUGCUGAAUCCUAUGGUUAUUACCAUAAGCACUCGCGGAAACGCUGAGAGUGUGAUAUGUUUUCUCAUCACACUAGCGUUAUACUUGCUACAAAGAAACUGCUUGACGCUAUCAGCUAUUGUUUAUGGCUUAUCGAUCCAUUUCAAAAUUUACCCAAUAAUUUACUGUGUUCCGAUUGCUUUCUUCCUGUAUCGUAAGGACAAGCAGUUCACUAAAGUAAUACUAUAUGGUGCAUGCAGUCUGUUAGCGCUUCUAGUUUCCAGUGCUGCAAUGUACAAGAUAUAUGGCUCUCAAUAUCUGGACCAAGCUUAUUGGUAUCAUCUCUACAGAACAGAUCACAGACACAACUUUGCAUUGUGGAACCUAUUGCUGUAUUACGACUCAGCUCAAUCCACUACUUCUCUUCUAUCAAAGUUCGCAUUCGCACCACAGAUGAUCGUCACAAUGUCCGUAACAGCACUGGAGUGGUACCAACCUACUUUCGAAAAUCUUCUCAAUGUUCUCUUCCUGCAAACAUUUGCAUUUGUUACUUACAACAAGGUCUGCACUUCGCAAUACUUCGUAUGGUACCUGAUCUUUCUCCCAUUCUUCAUAGCGAAUACCACUAUUUCUUGGCAAAAAGGCGUGUGCAUGGCAGCAGUAUGGGUAGCUACACAGGGCUUUUGGCUUUUCCAAGGUUACUUACUAGAGUUUGAAGGCAGAAACGUCUUCUUCCCCGACAUGCUCAUCGCCAGUGCGUUGUUCUUCCUUGGAAACACAUGGCUAAUGGGCCAAUUCAUCGACGACAUCAAGACAAGAGCUCUAUCGGCGAUGAACAAGGCCAAGAAGAUCAAUUAA